AUGUUUGUCUGUUUUCAGCCAAUUAAAGCUGCUCCACCAGGAAAGAAAUAUGUUCGAUGUCCCUGUAAUUGUUUAUUAAUAUGUAGAGACAGGGCGGUCAAAAUAGCCUGCCCUCGACAAAACUGUGGUAGAAUAGUAAAUCUAAGUGGUGGAUUUCCCAGUGUUACUGUACGAUCACCAGGAUCAAUACGAGCUUCAUGUGUCCACUGUCAACAAAUAUUUAUAUUUGAUGUGAGUACAAGAGCACUAGCUAGAUGUCCCCAUUGUAGAAAUCUGUCAGCUGUUGGAACAAAUUAUGCUAAAAAUCGUGGUCAUGUUUGUUUGAUAUUAGGAUUGUUAUUUAUCGGAGCGGGGGUUGGUGUCACCGUUGGAACAUUGGAAUUAGCAGAACAAAAUGGAGGAAUUUAUGUUGUUUGGACAGGUAAGAUAUGA
This is a messenger RNA of Lottia gigantea (owl limpet), 432 nucleotides long. RefSeq lists its product as hypothetical. Gene Ontology annotation, cellular component: late endosome membrane; phagocytic vesicle membrane; lysosomal membrane. Bases 1 to 432 code for a protein of 143 amino acids. The record is from RefSeq and is a predicted model, not a curated record. The transcript has 5 exons. Gene Ontology annotation, molecular function: phosphatidylinositol-4,5-bisphosphate 4-phosphatase activity. Gene Ontology annotation, biological process: phosphatidylinositol dephosphorylation. Lineage: Eukaryota; Metazoa; Mollusca; Gastropoda; Lottiidae.